AUGCUAUCCUCAACUCCUAAGGUUCUCAGAACCUCGCUCUUUGAGCAGUUCUCUUCUCGCUCUUUCUCUUCUCGUUCUUCUGCUUCUCGUGCUUUUACUCCUCGAUUCCAACUACAGCGACUCCCGGCGCGUCGUUUCUAUUCUUCUGAGCCCCCCAAGAAGCCAUCUGGUGUCAAGUUCUGGCCUUUCCUUGCUGUCGUCAUUGCAGGAAGCGGCGCUUACAAGCUCCUCGUUGACCAAAGAGCCGAAAUGGCAUCCCUCCCCACCCCCGAAGCUUCCAAGCAGCUCCCCUCCCCGAUAAAGUCCACACCUACCUUCUCCCCCGAUGAAGUAACCGUCCUCUUCGUCCUUGGCGGUCCCGGCGCCGGCAAGGGCACCCAAUGUGCCAGACUCGUCUCCGACUACGGCUUCACUCAUCUUUCUGCCGGCGACCUCCUCCGCGCCGAGCAGGACCGUCCCGGCUCGCAAUUUGGCCAGCUGAUCAAGGACUACAUCAAGGACGGUCUGAUCGUCCCGAUGGAGGUCACUGUGCAGCUGCUCGAGAACGCCAUGACGGAGACCAUCAAGACCACCGGCAACAAGCGAUUCCUCAUCGACGGCUUCCCGCGCAAGAUGGACCAGGCCGUCAAGUUCGAGGAGGCCGUGUGCCCCGCGAAGCUUGUUCUCUUCUACGAUUGCCCUGAGGAUGUCAUGGAGGGACGCUUGCUGGAGCGCGGCAAGACGAGUGGACGUGCCGACGACAACGCUGAGAGCAUCCGCAAGCGCUUCCGCACAUUUGUCGAGACGUCGAUGCCUGUCGUUGAUUACUUUGCCAAAGAGGGUCGCGUUGUGAAGCUCGAUGCGACGCCCCCGCCGGCGGAUGUAUACUCCAAGACUCGCUCAGAGCUGUCCAAGAGGCUUGGAAUUUAA
This is a messenger RNA of Colletotrichum chrysophilum, 909 nucleotides long. It is a transcript of the gene URA6, whose product is annotated as bifunctional uridylate/adenylate kinase. Gene Ontology annotation, molecular function: UMP kinase activity; ATP binding. NCBI's taxonomy places the organism in Eukaryota, Fungi, Ascomycota, Sordariomycetes, Glomerellales, Glomerellaceae. Gene Ontology annotation, biological process: CDP biosynthetic process; UDP biosynthetic process; 'de novo' pyrimidine nucleobase biosynthetic process. Gene Ontology annotation, cellular component: nucleus; cytoplasm. The record is from RefSeq and is a predicted model, not a curated record. The coding region runs from base 1 to 909 and encodes 302 amino acids. The transcript has 2 exons.